This is a messenger RNA of Myotis lucifugus (little brown bat), 1662 nucleotides long. Its product is annotated as leukocyte immunoglobulin-like receptor subfamily B member 3. Lineage: Eukaryota; Metazoa; Chordata; Mammalia; Chiroptera; Vespertilionidae. The record is from RefSeq and is a predicted model, not a curated record. Bases 207 to 1004 code for a protein of 265 amino acids. The transcript is spliced from 6 exons.
CUCCUGCCCUGUUCCUCCGCCCUCCUCACCUGGGCCGGCUGUCACCGUCUGGAUUUGGGUUUGGCAUGAGGUGGAGGCAGAGCGUGUGGGGUCUGGUGAGACUCAGGUCAGUCUCAGAGGUCCCACAGCUUGCUGUCCCCUAGGGCCUGCCCUUCAGGGAGGGGCUACUUCCCUUCCUGUGAGUUCACUGAUGAGGAACCAGUGACAUGUCACAUGAAGCCUGGACCCUGUCACACCCCAUUCUCCUAUCCUGGGAGGCUCUGUGGAGUUUACACAUCGUCUGCACACUGGGAACCAUGGAAGGACGAUCCAUGACUUCUACCCUCACUGCCCUUCUCUGCCUCAGGCUGUGUCAGGGCCUGUGGGACCAGGUCCAGGCAGGAGUGGGCGGUGCACCCUCCCUCUCAGCCCAGCCAAGCCCUGUGGUGGCCUCAGGAGAGAACGUGUCCCUCUCCUGUACCUCUAACCUCACAUCGGGCCCUUUCCAUCUGCUGAAGGAGGGAGGGGCUGACCUGCCCCGACACAUGGAAGCAGAACCCAGGAUGCAUGCUGGGAGGUGGCGGGCCAUCUUCCCUCUAGGCCCUGUGAGCACCUCCCAUGGGGGGACCUACAGAUGCUAUGGUUCUUCCAGCUCCUACUCCAACGUGUGGUCACCACCCAGCGACCCCCUGGAGCUGGUGGUCUCAGGUCUCAAAUGGUACCUGAUUGUCCUGAUCGGGGUCUCAGUGGCCCUGGUCCUACUGCUCUCGCUCUUCUUCCUCCUCCUCCGACACCAGCGGCGUCAGAGCAAAGGCAGGACGUCAGAUGCUGUCGCAAAAGACACACAGCCUGAGCGGGACAGAAAACUGGACAGUCAGGCUGCGGCACCUGAAGACCCCCAGGAUGUGACCUACGCCCAGCUCAAGCCCUUGACCCUCAGCCAGGAGUCAAGUGCACCCCCUUCCUCCCCAUCAGAGGAGCCCCGAGAAGAGCCCAGCUUGUAUGCUUCUCUGGCCAUGCACUAGCCCAGCAAAGACCCAGACCCCACACUCCAGGGAGGUCCCUGCAGGGACCCUAAAAGGCGUGAAAGCUGCCGCCAUGGACACUCAGGUAGUGACCCCUGCCAGCCUGGAGACCUGACGUGCCCCCAGCAGCUCCUGGGACCUUUUGGAAGUUAAGUGCUUCCAGGAACUGCAUCGUUACUCAGCUGACUUACAGACCCCGCCACAGGGACCCCGCUGACUGCAAGGAUCCCAGGGAACUGCCAUCGAGGCAGUAAGUAUGCAAGUGGCAACCUCGGGCUGAGGGAGGGCCUACUGCCCGGCCACUGUCACUGUGCACUUGACUGAGCCCAAAAGUUCCCAGACGGGGACCAACCACAGGACGCAAGGUGGCUGCACCACUGAGGGGUUGCUCAACUUCGUGUUCUUCAUUUCCCAAGACUCAGCCACUUCCUCCCCUGUCUGAGAAAGCGUCUCAGCCAGGAAAAGGGAAGCCUGCUCCCUCCUGACCACUUCUUCAUCCCCCAGACCCAGGGGGAGGGGCGCUACUCCAUGGCCACUAACCAUUCCCCACUUCACUUAAAUCUCAAGACAGAACUGGGAAUCCACCCAUCAACCAUCCUGUAACCAGCUGUGAAAUGAGCCUGUAGAUCUUGUCAAUUAAAACUCAUCAGCAAACCAA